Molecule: messenger RNA, 1278 nt
Organism: Suillus clintonianus
Lineage: Eukaryota; Fungi; Basidiomycota; Agaricomycetes; Boletales; Suillaceae
Exons: 5
Coding region: 176-1162 (328 amino acids)
Biological process (GO): heme biosynthetic process
Cellular component (GO): cytosol
Molecular function (GO): zinc ion binding; porphobilinogen synthase activity
Source: RefSeq, a predicted model, not a curated record
GCUGAAGCUGUUGUGGAUCAAAAUUGCUAUACACCGCGGCGGCGUGGAUACCUAUCCCAGCUGUGAAUUCGAAAGGCUGUGAAUCAAAUAUUGUGGUACGACAUAGACAGCGGACGUAUACGUAUCCCUGCCACCUCAGCCCCGUUGUCGACCUUGAGUCCUUGACUAGAACGCCAUGGAUAUCUCCUCAAUCCUCCAGGGUGGAUACCAGCACCCCCUGUCACGCUCAUGGCAGGGCCGCAGGCAGCUCACAAAGUCCAUGUUCAUGUACCCCAUCUUCAUCACUGAUGAUCCAGAUGCCAGCGUCCUCAUCUCCUCACUGCCUGUUCAACGCCGCUGGGGUGUCAACAAGCUCGAGUCCUUCCUCGGCCCAUUGGUGAAGAAAGGACUGAAAAGUGUCAUCCUCUUUGGUGUACCUUUCAAUUGUGAAAAGGAUGGCCGUGGCACCCCAGCAGACGAUCCAUCUGGCCCCGUCAUCCAAGCUAUCAAAAAGAUCAGACUAUUAUUCCCGUCAUUGUACAUCGCCUGCGAUGUAUGUCUAUGCGAGUACACCUCACACGGGCACUGCGGUCUGCUGCAUGCUGACGGCACCAUCAACACCAAGCCCUCCGUCCUACGUCUCGCAGAAGUGUCCGUUAACUACGCCAAAGCUGGUGCCCAUUGUGUAGCUCCGAGCGACAUGAUGGACGGGCGCAUCAAGGCCAUCAAACAAGCUCUCAUUGACGCUGACUUGGCCAGCAAAUGCACCCUUAUGAGCUAUUCAGCCAAGUUCGCGAGCGCAUUGUAUGGCCCCUUCCGCGAUGCCGCCGGAAGUGCACCAUCGUUUGGCGACCGCAAGUGCUACCAACUCCCUCCUACUGCCAAAGGACUCGCGCGGCGCGCAAUACAACGAGACACCGCAGAAGGCGCAGACAUCAUCAUGGUGAAACCCGCGCUUCCUUAUCUCGACAUCAUCUCGGAUGCUGCACAGCUCGCACCGGACCAUCCUCUGGCUUGCUACCAAGUCAGUGGUGAAUUCGCGAUGGUUCAUGCUGGUGCUGCUGCAGGCGUCUACGAUCUCAAAACUAUGGCAUUCGAGACUACAGAGAGCAUGGUCCGGGCAGGCGCUACCCUGAUUCUAUCUUACUUCACACCGGACUUCUUGGACUGGUUGGAGGCGUAAAAUUUCAUGGAUCAAUGCUGCAAAAGAUCGAAGGAACUAGAGUGCAUUUUUAUUAUUUGAUUAACGUGUAAACCCAACUCAUUGUAGGUGAAAUAUAUAUCUUGUCAUGCUUUGAG